This is a messenger RNA of Purpureocillium takamizusanense, 2005 nucleotides long. RefSeq lists its product as uncharacterized. Gene Ontology annotation, biological process: spliceosomal snRNP assembly. The transcript is spliced from 2 exons. The record is from RefSeq and is a predicted model, not a curated record. Bases 264 to 1781 code for a protein of 505 amino acids. Lineage: Eukaryota; Fungi; Ascomycota; Sordariomycetes; Hypocreales; Ophiocordycipitaceae. Gene Ontology annotation, cellular component: SMN complex; nucleus.
CCGACAGCCACUGAUACCCGUGGACCUUGGGACCACCCCAGCUGCUGGAACCCCAAAGGCUGCAGGGUCCAACGCCGCCAACAAAGAACGUCAGCCUCGAGAAACUUUCGGAACCUCGCCAGACCUCUCACCACCCAGCGACCGCCGCAGCUCAGGACCGCAACCACGAGCCGCCCUCCCGCGUUCUCCAAUGACGCACUCGCAGAGAUAACGCCCACUCUCCCCUCGGGCGUGCCCUCCACGCGUGCAGCACCCACCACGCCAUGGCCACCAAACGCGACUACGACGACGUCGACGACGGCGAGGUUACCGACGAUGACGACCCAAGCCCCAAGCGCGCGAGGAAACACACGGGCGCCCGUGGCCUGCAUCAGCACCAGAACGCAGCUAUAGAUCCGACCUGGGGACAAAAAUAUGUCUUCUCCAACAUCACCGAGAUGUCCACCAUUCCCUAUGGCGAGGAGUCGGACUUUGAAGACGAUGCGGAUGCUAUGGCGUACUUGCGCUCCGUAAGGGAACAAGCACUCGGCAUUCCACACAUGCUCGUGGCCCCGAAGAAACAGAUCGGGCCUCAGCUCCCGCCCGAGCUGCGGCAGGCAAACGACGAAGCUGGCAAUGGCGGUGAUGAGAACGGUGGCGGUGAUGAAGACGACGAAGACAAACCAGUACAGGCCGAGUACGACCAAUAUCAGAACGGCACCGGGACCAGGGGCUGGUACGAGGACGGCGCAUACAUCGCCCAAGCCACGUCAGACGGCUCCGACCACUCAGGCGAUGAGGAGGAUCCCGCAUCGGAGCUCCAUCAAGCCUAUUAUGAGUCCAUUCUGGCCCGUUACCGCCAAAUACGAUCUAUCCUUCACUCCGAGCCACCAGCUGGCGCGGCGCGGCGGCGCCUACCUUCCGGCCGCCCAACCACCGCCGCACCCCUGGACGGGAAGUCCACCACCCACAAGACCUGGUCCGCCGCCUUGCGCAACACGGACCCGCAUCCGCUCCAGCUCGCCCUCCUGUCCAAGGACUCCGUCAUCCGCGUCCUGCGCGUUCUCCUCGGCGGCCGCUUCCUGCGCCUCGGGUACACGCUCUCGGAGCGCACCAGCCAAUGGGUCUGGGCCCUGCUCGCGCGGCUCCCUGAACCGUGGGAGCUGGACCACACUGAGAUUGGCUGGGUGCGCGACCUGGGGCGCCGUGCCAUCCUGCUCGGGAGGAGCCUCGCGGAGAUGGCCGCGCUGAGGGACGAUUUGGAGGAGGGCCAGCUGGGGGUUCACGAAAUGGUCGACCAGAGCAGCAGCGUGGAGCUGGGCACCGAUGCGCACGUCGGCUACGGCGUGGACAGUGCAGACUCUGACGCUGCCGGUGGCCUAGUACCACAAGAGGACAAAGAAAUGAAGGACCCUCAUCAAGUAGACCACAAAGGCGACGACUCAAAGGAGGUCGAAUCCGAAGAGGAGGGCCAGGUCUCGGACGACGACGGAGGCGACGCCACAUCCGUUGCCAUGGACCUCUCGUCGGGCUCAGAGGACGGCGAGGUGACAUCCUCGGUGGUGGUCCCGGUUGAUGGCCCGGACGCCCUCGAAGCCGCCAAGCGAGCGUUCCUAGCUCGCCUCGACGGCGACGCGACGGUCGACGCGCCGAACGAGGAGACCGAAGAAGCGCAGGAGGCCGCCAGGCUGCGCCUGCGCAUCAACAUGCGAGCGACGCUCGACAUGAUCCUCACCGUGGCGGGUGAGUUUUACGGGCAGCGAGAUCUGCUCGACUUUCGGCAGCCCUUUGUGGGCAUGUGAGGUAUAGUCUGAGCAGCCUGGCUGCUACGCGACUCACAUAAGAACGAGACGAGUGGACAGAUGUGGCACGGGAAACGAGGGGUGUUGAUGAAUCGCUGGCUAUUACAUAGGGCCUAACGGCUCCCGUUUCUUCUUGAUACCCGCCCGCCGCAGCUACUCCUCAGUGUCGAGGCGAUCUGCACAUUCUAAACAACAAAGUAAUAACAAUAGCCCACAACGCGGAC